This is a messenger RNA of Melanotaenia boesemani (Boeseman's rainbowfish), 2667 nucleotides long. RefSeq names its product retinol-binding protein 3-like. The transcript has a single exon. Lineage: Eukaryota; Metazoa; Chordata; Actinopteri; Atheriniformes; Melanotaeniidae. The record is from RefSeq and is a predicted model, not a curated record. Gene Ontology annotation, molecular function: serine-type peptidase activity. Gene Ontology annotation, biological process: proteolysis. Bases 1 to 2667 code for a protein of 888 amino acids.
AUGGCCAAGAUUCUUUUGGAAAACUACUGUCUCCCUGAGAACCUGGUUGGGAUGCAAGAAGCCAUCCAGCAAGCUAUCAACAGUGGAGAAAUCCUGCAGAUUUCAGACAGGAAGACCCUGGCGGCUGUGCUCACAGUGGGAGUACAAGGAGCCCUGAAUGAUCCACGACUGACUGUGUCAUACGAGCCCAAUUACGUUCAAGUCAUGCCACCGAUGCUCCCAUCGCUUCCGAAAGAACAACUGAUCCGGCUGGUGAGAAACUCUGUUAAAGUAGAUAUUUUGGAAAACAACGUUGGCUAUUUGCGGAUGGAUCAGAUCAUUGGGGAAAAGACAGCAGCAAAGCUGGGAUCUCUGUGGCGGGAUGUCAUCUGGGACAAAAUUGCUCAAACAUCCUCACUAAUCUUUGACCUGAGGUACAGCACAGCUGGAGAGUUAUCUGGCGUUCCUUUCAUAAUCUCCUAUUUCUCAGAUCCUGAGCCCCUUAUUCAUAUUGACACGGUAUAUGACAGACCCUCAAACACAACCAAGGAGCUGUGGACUAUGCUUUCAAUAACAGGAGACCGAUAUGGAAAGAAGAAGGAUGUUAUUAUUUUAACCAGCAGGCGCACCAUUGGAGCUGCUGAGGCGGUGGCAUAUACAAUGAAAAAUCUUAAGAGGACCAUAACAGUGGGAGAAAGGUCUGCUGGUGGGUCAGUAAAAGUCCAAAAGAUUAGAAUUGCUCAGUCAGACUUUUACAUAACAGUUCCUGUUGCAAGAUCUGUCAAUCCAAUCACAGGCCAAAGCUGGGAAGUGAGUGGCGUUUCCCCAACAGUCAACACCAUUGCCAAGGAAGCUGUUGCAAAAGCCAAGUCGCUUCUGGCUGUCAGGAAAGCUAUUCCAAAAGUUGUGCAAAGCAUCUCUGACAUAAUCAAGAGGUUUUAUGCUUUCACUGACAGAGUUCCGGCACUUCUACAACAUUUGGAAGAAACAGAUUUAUUUUCUGUAGUAUCUGAGGAGGACCUAGCAUUCAGACUCAACCAGAACCUUCAAACUGUUACUGAAGAUCCACGACUGAUCAUCAGAUACAUGCAUGACAAUGCUGCCAUUGUAGAAGAGGAUUCUAAGCUUUACAAAGUACCAGGCAGUCUGGACUUACUGAAGGCCCACAUUGAUAAAGAGUUUAAAGUGGAAAUUCUCCCAGGUAAUAUUGGUUAUGUCCGCUUUGACGUGCUAGUAGAAACACUUGCAAUGGCUAAACUAGAAGAGCUUAUGGCUCAGAAGGUGUGGGAACCCCUCAAAGAUACUAAUAACCUCAUUAUCGAUCUGCGCUAUAACACAGGUGGAUCCUCCAACUCUCUUGCACUGGUACUGUCUUAUCUACACGACCUUUCCCAGAACCAUUAUUUUUUCACUAUAUAUGACCGAAUUCAGAACACAACAACCGAACAUGACUCUCUGGACAAAAUCACGGGUCCAAGUUACGGUUCCAAGCGUUGUGUUUACGUCUUAACCAGCUACUUCACUGCAAGCACUGGGGAAGAGCUCGCUUACCUGAUACAGUCCUUACAUCGUGGCACAGUGAUUGGGGAAAUUACAUCUGGUUACCUGAUGCACUCAAAGACCUUUCAAAUAGAAGGAACAGAAAUCGCCAUAACCGUCCCUUUUAUAAACUUUAUAGACAACAAUGGGGAAUGCUGGCUGGGAGGCGGUGUGGUCCCUGAUGCCAUUGUGCUGGCUGAGGAAGCUGUGAAUCAUGUUUAUGAAAUUGCAGAGUUUCACAAAGGUCUCCAAUCUCUCAUAGAGGAGGUUGGGGAGCUGUUAGAAAAACAUUACGCCAUCCAUGAAGUUGGCCUACAAGUUGGUAAAGUGCUGUUAAGUAAAUGGGCUGAGGGAUUAUACCGAUCAGUGGUUGACUUUGAGUCUCUGGCAUCACAGUUAACAGCAGAUCUACAUGAUAGUUCAGGUGAUCACCGUCUUCAUGUCUUCUACUGCGAUGUUGAGCCUGAGUCACCUCAUGACUUUCCUAAGAUUCCUACAGCAGAAGAGGCUGGAUUUAUUAUCGAUGCUCUGUUCAAAAUUGAGGUGUUGCCGAGGAAUGUUGGCUAUCUGAGGUUUGACAUGAUGGCGGACAUAGCGGUGGUUAAAGCCAUCGGGCCUCAGCUUAUAAAAUUAGUGUGGAACAAGAUAGUAAACACUGAUGCCCUAAUUAUAGACAUGAGAUACAACACUGGUGGUUAUUCAACAGCAAUUCCUCUCUUGUGCAGUUAUUUCUUUGAUGCUGAGCCUCUUCAGCAUCUUUACACAGUUUUCGACCGCACAACCAACACCAUGACUGAAGUCAUGACAUUGCCUCACAUAAGGGGUCAAAGAUACGGGUCAUCCAAAGGUCUCUUCAUCCUUACAAGUCAUAUGACUGGGUCAGCAGCUGAAGUAUUCACUCGCACCAUGAAAGACCUGAAUCGGGCCACAGUUAUUGGGGAGCCGACAAUUGGAGGGUCUUUGUCUAGUGGAACCUAUCAAAUCGGGGACAGCAUCUUGUACGCGUCCAUCCCUAACCAGGUUGUUUUAAGUGCUAAAACUGGGAAAGUGUGGAGUUUUUCAGGGGUGGAGCCUAAUGUUAUUGCCCAGGCAAAUGAAGCUCUUCAAGUAGCACAGAAGAUCAUAGCAGGACGACUGAAGAAAGAGUAA